AGCUCUACACUUGGGACAAUCUUGAAGUGGAUGCAAAACCUGCUCUCCACCACUGAUUAUUAUUAACCUGGCCUUUAUGGACAUGGAAGCGAGGGGUUACACAGAGAUGCACUGCAUCUCCUGGAGUCCCAGUAACAUGCAGGGCCUUCCUCCCCAUGAUGUCCUUUAUAGUUAUGGGUAUUUUGUUCAUAUAUUAUCAAUCUCAGGGUGAAGUUAGGUAGCAUAUGAGGGACAACAGAAUGUUCUCCAGAAAGCGGAUAAUCUCUUCUUAUAAACACAGCUCCAAUGUCCAAGGCUGGCCAAAUCUGCCGGCAGGGGGGUUGUUUACCUUUGUCAACUUGCUUUGACAUGAGCAAUGAUUCUCUCUUGCAGUGAUCACAUUCACAUUUUUUUUGGCAUGUCAGUUACUAGUUUCCAACGUGAGAAGCAAUGUUGGACAUUUUUGCUGAAAACAAGACAGAGGCCAAGACAGGGAAAAGGGAGGCUUAGUCAUCUUGCUUCCUUCUCUUAAGGAUCACUUUUCCAACCCUGAGAAACCCUCUUCUACAGGCUUGAUUUCCAACAAAACUUACAUAAAAGUUGCAAUCAGUGGCUUAAUAAUUUAUAAACGAUCACUCUGACUUUUGGUCAAAUGGCUUGUUUAAGCACAUUUUAUUCUUGACACAGUUAAGAACACUGCUGUGAAUAACAGCCAUAUGCCAAAAUGCCAAACUUAGACGAUAUUUUAGAGCAUAUCGGGGAGUUUGACCUGUUCCAGAAGAGGGCCUUUUUCCUCAUUUGUUUGCUCUCUAUUGCCUUUGCCCCAGUCUAUGUGGGUGUCGUUUUCCUAGGUCUUAUUCCGGAACACCGUUGCCUGAGUCCCGGAGUUGCCGAACUGAGCAGCAGGUGUGGCUGGACUCUUUCUGAGGAGUUGAAUUACACCGUUCCGAAGGGGAAGGCCAAUGGAGAGACGUUCACCGGUCAGUGCAUGAGAUACAACGUGGACUGGAAUGCAACAGAACUGAGCUGUACAAACCCACUAGAAGGCUUCACCAGUGAUGGGAACAGCAGCGCCUCGCUUACCACCUGCCAAGAUGGCUGGGUUUAUGAUCCCUCAGUGCAGUCCAUCGUGAGUGAGUUUAACCUGGUGUGUGAAGACUCCUGGAAACUUGACGUUUUCCAGGCAUGUGUUAAUGCUGGAUUUUUCAUUGGCUCGGUGUAUGUUGGCUACAUAGCAGACCGGUUUGGACGUAAAACAAGUGUCUUAGUGACUACCCUGAUAACCUCCAUCUCGGGCGUUCUUGUGGCCUUGGCACCAAACUAUUUAUGGUCUGUGAUAUUUCGCUUCAUACAAGGACUAGUCAGCAAGGGCAGCUGGACGGCAGGCUACAUCCUAAUCACUGAAAUUGUUGGUCCUGGGUACCGGAGGACAGUGGCCAUUCUAUAUCAAGCAGCAUUUGGUAUUGGCCUUAUUAUUCUUGAUGUCCUUGCUUAUGCAAUUCCCCAUUGGAGAUGGCUUCAACUUGCUGUUACACUGCCAACCUUCUUCCUUAUGCUCUACUACUGGUGUUUACCAGAGUCUCCCAGAUGGCUGAUUUCUCAAGGGCAGAAUGGCAGAGCUAUGAAAAUUGUGGAUAAUAUUGCUAAAAAGAAUGGGAAAGUCUUACCUGCCUGUUUUGAGAGUAUUAACCUUGAAGAAGAAAAUGAAGGUGGAAAACUGAGACCUUCACUGAUCGAUCUUGUGAGGACAUCACAGAUGAGAAAAUACACAUUUAUUUUGAUGUAUAACUGGUUCACAAGUGCCAUAACAUACCAAGGACUCAUCAUGCACUUAGGAAUUCCUGAAGGAGGCAGUGUUUAUUUGGAUUUUUUCUACUCUAGUCUUGUAGAAUUUCCAGCAGCUCUCAUCCUUAUCCUCACAACGGAGCGACUGGGCCGCCGUUAUCCCUGGGCUGCAGCAGAUCUGUUAGCAGGAGUUGCUUGCCUUGUUGCAGCUUUCACUCCAAAAGAUAUGCACUGGCUAAAGAUUAUUGCAGCUUGCCUGAGCAGACUGGGAAUCACUAUGGCUUUUGAAAUGGUUUGCUUUGUCAAUACUGAAUUGUAUCCAACAUUUCUCAGAAACCUCGGUGUGAUGGUCUGUUCUUCCCUCUGUGACUUGGGUGGAAUAAUAUCCCCAUUCAUUGUUUAUAGGCUGGCAGAGAUUUGGCAUGAGCUACCUCUUGUAGUCUUCACUGUAGUAGUGUUAAUUGCUGCUGGAUCAGUGCUACUUCUGCCUGAAACCAAAGGGAGAACUUUGCCGGAGACCAUUGAAGAUGUAGAAAACUUCCAUAGGCACCAUGCUAGACAGAUUAAUUAAAGACAAAUUAGUGUUAAA
Molecule: messenger RNA, 2353 nt
Organism: Hemicordylus capensis (graceful crag lizard)
Lineage: Eukaryota; Metazoa; Chordata; Lepidosauria; Squamata; Cordylidae
Product: solute carrier family 22 member 2-like
Exons: 10
Coding region: 704-2335 (543 amino acids)
Biological process (GO): transmembrane transport
Cellular component (GO): membrane
Source: RefSeq, a predicted model, not a curated record